GUUACAACCGGCCCUUUGAGGGAAACCAUGAUGCUGAUGUGGCCCAGGGUGAAAAUGAGUUUGACACCUCUGCUCUAAAGCCUAGGACACUACGUUCAAAGGCCCCGUGUGUUUUCCAUCCCUAAUUCUCCCUUUGCUGUUAUAUUUAGUUUGGUUUAAAUCUUUAGACCUCAACCCUAAGGCAUGCAUAUUGGGUAUAACGGUUUCCUUUUCCUUUUGGAAAAGCAUUUUUCUGAUAGAUGAUUUUUGCAGAUGUUGAAACAUUAAAAAAUAACAGAUUGCAGUAGGGUUGGGCUCAUCCAAUCGCUGAUUCCAUUUUGGAUCGGUUUCCCAAUCUGCAAAAUUUAAGAAGUGGAUGCAUUACUAGAUUUCAUUUCAAUAAAAUGCUAUUGCACCCCACAUUCACGUCAGUAUGGAUGUUUGCAUUGGCAGUGAACAAGCAGUCUCAUUGUAUUGAUACAAAUCUUUUUGCUAUUGCAUGUUAGUUUGAUAUCCACAUAUUUUCAGGGUUGAACGUGAAUGAUUGUUUUUAGUUGCUUGAUAUACUUUAUGUAGAAAAUAUAUACUGUACUGUAAUUUAAACUGUAGUUAUUUGUCAUCCUUCGGUUUAUUUGGUUUAUGAUUAUUCCUGGCAUUUUUCAGUUUCCUUGCGAUCUGCUUUAUACCUCCUGUUGAACAGACUAAGAUGAUGAAUACAGCAAAGGACAAUUACAUUGACAGGACCGAGGAGGCCAUGACACUAAUUGAAACCCAUGUUGAUAUAUUUGUAUGAUUUAUCCAGAAGUGGUUGCAGUUGUGACGGCAACAUAUUUACUUUCUUUCUUUGGCCGAGUCUUUCUUUUGCUUUAUCUUUUCAUUUAUCCGUCAGCCUCACUCUCACAUCCACCUGCCUCCUCGUCUUUUCAACAUCCCUCUCUGCACUUUCCCUUUACCCUGCCUCCUCCCCUCAUAGUCCAUCUGUGUCUUUGGAGGCAUGAAGCCAAGAAGCCUUAAUGAAUGUGUAGCCCACAGUGGUUGGGCUAAUCCAGUUAGCUUGGCUCUGUAGCGGGCCCCAUUCACUGGGCCUCUCCACCAACAUAAGCUUUUGUUUCCGAUAAUCCCAUUGGCACAGCCUCGCCACACGCUACACAGACACACACAGGCGUCGAUACAGAUGCACCUCAAUAUUAUUCUCGCCCUUCUCAUAUAGAUGAACAGUCACACACAGAGUGAGACAGGACAUCCUGCUAAAUCUGCUGCUUUGGAGUAAAACCUGAAUUUCCCCCUUGUGGAUUAGAAAUGCUUGAGUGACACUUCUCGCUGUGCAACAUGAUAAAGCAGUAGUGUGACAGGGGAGGAGUUACAUUCAAAAAACAGCUUUUGUCUGAUUUCCAUUUGUCAAGCCACACUUUGAAUUGUUAAUGCCAGGAUCGGCCUGAUAAUGGCCAGACCCAGCAGUUGUACGGUGUUGCUAUAAUGAAAAUGAGCAUCGAGUGCUGGUUGUGUGUCAUAGCAGAAGUCAUCCGACACAGCAUCUGGGACACCACACAGGUCCUGACAAAGGGCCAUGUGAGAAUGUUUUGGCCUUUUUUCCCUUCUUGUUCAUUAACAAGGAGCCCAAAGCAAAAGAAGAAUACUGUUCUUGGUGCUGUCAUAUGAAAUUAUGAACACUUUACCUCCUUUGCACCUCUUUACCGAUCACCAAUGUAUGUCAGUUUGACCAUUUGAUUAAAGGAUUUGUUGAAAAUCCUCAGAAUUGCUAUUCUUUUGAUCAGAAGAUAGGUUAAGAUAGAUUCCAGGCAGGAUGGAGACAUGAUAUCACUUUCACAUUGAAUUGCUUUAUUUUACAGCAAUUAAGAUUCAAGAUGGAUGAAGAUAGAUUUCUAAGCAAUGUUGUGUAGAUUAAGAUUUAUUUGUAUUGCAAUAUGUUACCCAAGGCAAGUUAAAGACUGGUCCCCUUAAAUAAGCCGGUCCUUCUGCUCUUCAGGGUCUGCUCAAAACAUGUUGUUAACUCCACAGACAGUGUGAAGCUAACAGCUUAGCUGUCCCUGAGGGAUUUAUGGCAGAACAUGCUUUUCCACUCACUGAAAGGGAAGAGGACCUCGAUUAGAACCCAGGGGAACAGCACGAUGCUUGUCUUGUGAUUAGUAUUUAAUUUACUUGUAUGUCCCAGCCUGUGCUGAGACAAAGGAUGAGCAGUGAACAAACUGAAGUAUGAGGGUCCCUCAUAAGUAUUAACAUGCUUAAAGGAUAACUACAGUUUAUGACUGUUUGGGUUUUAUUGUCGUAGCUCUGGCCAUUGGUUCAGUCAGUUAUAGUAACAUUGUACUCACCAAAAUAAUCGCUGAGAUCACUGACAUCACUGAUUAAUAUGGUACAACAGGGCAGGAAAGAUGAGCAGUCAGAAAAACAAACAGGAUGUAAACAAUCACAAUUUCGCCAAAUUAGUUACAACAUUAUUUGGAAGUAAAACCAAAAGUGAGCGCAGACCUAAUGCCAGGUAUGGUAAACAAAAUGGAAGCAGGAAGUCUCUGUCUGAUGUGAAUGUUUACACUAGAUGGUUAAUAGUUUGACCAUUCGCACUCACUUCCAAACAAAUUUAGCUUUUCUACAAACUAAAUGAUCAUCAGACGUUUUUGUGUUUGUUUCCUUGUCGGCCCUACUUUUUAGACACGAGAUCUCUGCCAUUUAUUUGGUAAGUACAAUGUUAUCAUAACUUAUAGAACCGAUGGCCAGAGCUAUGAAUAUAAAACUAAAGUUUGUAAUCAACAGCAUUUUCCUUUACAUACAUCCUCCAUUGGAGGUCAAGAAGAGUUUCACUAGACAAGAAUUUAAGAAUAAUGGUCCAUCUAACCUAAUUGGGACACUAUAGAUUUAGCAUUUUUACUCAGAUAAAUGUUGGAUGCUAUACAAUGUCUCCUCAAAUAAUACAUAUAAGAAAAUAUAGAGAUAAAAGUACAAUGGCUAUCUGGCUUUCAACAUCCAGCUUUAACCACGGGUCAUUGAGUUGAUCAGUAGGGUAUCUAAGUUCUUGACAAUACUGCUACCCCAUCGUAUUGUCAGCAGUAGUGUGUGUAUGUGCCUUGAGUCAUGUUGUUGGGCGUUCACAUUCCAGAGUUUGUGCAUGUCACAGGGUUAAAUUCAGAGGAAGCGCCUGGCCGAGGAUGAAUUAAAGCCCAUUUCAACAGACAAGGCCAGUCACACAUGUGAGAGCAGCGCUGGAGACAUGGCAGCUCACUGAGCAGCGAGAGCGAAAUGCUAAAAGGCCAGUCUAUUCAUCAACACAGAAAGAUCGCCUUGUUACGCAAGAUCUUCCACUGCAACUCGCUUCCUUCCACCCUUUGUUUCUCAGAAGUGACAUAGAGGAAAGAAAGACAAGGCAAUGCUGUCAUCUGUAUCUUGGAGAUCUUUGUUGAUGUUUUGGUCAGUGUCAGUGUUCAAAUGAAGGAACCAAAUGAGAAUUUAAUCAAAUACAAUAGAGGGGUCAGAGGAUAACAGCUCUGGUGUGGAGUCUUCUGCAUAGCCGAAGGAUACAGACUGUCUAAUUGGUCGGACAGACACGGUCAUUGGGUGGCACAGCUUAAUUUCCACUAAACUGCCUGAUUUAGUUCUAGCUAGACUCUUCUUUAAUUAGUGUAUAUUACACUAGUGUGAGUUAAAGCUUCCAGCCCAAUUGAGACUUACUACUGAGGUGCCACAGAAGAGUUUUCUUGUAAACGUUAGUUAGGUAGAAUGUAUGGAGCCACAUUUGUGCCUACAUUUUUUGUGUGCUUUGGAAUAUUUUGAGCACGGAAAAUAUGUUUUGUGAGCACAUAAAUUAAGAUAUAUAAAAUAAAUCAAGCUUUUAUCAAUCCCUAGAGGGGAAUUUGGGUGUUGCAAAAGCGCUCAAAUGAUCAUAUUGAAAAUAACAAUUUGAGCAAACAAAAAACUAUUUUGUGCUUGGUUAAUUUAUCUACAAAAGUGUACGGUGAUAACCUUGGACGUUUGUAAAUUGAUCAAACUUCUUUUGUGUGGCUGUGGUGUGCCUACUCCAUCCAGUCACCUCCCAGUGACUCCCUAGUUACAAUAAUCCCACUAGUGAUAGGAUUGGAGACAAAACAGCGAAACAAAAAAGACUUCAGUUCUUUAUUUGGCUGAAUUUGUGGUACAAAGUAACACUCUGUUAGAGAUGGUCAGAAAGGGCAAAUGAGUAAAUCUGAGUCAUAGAGGCUAUUACCCCUCUGUACAUGUGAAAGACCCCAUCCUAUAUGCUCUUUACAACUAUCCUUUCUUUUCUCUUGUCUUUUCUUAAAAUCUUUUUUCUUUCACAAACUCAAUUUCAAUGACACACGUAAUUUUUAUAUUUAACAAUCCAACACUUCAACUAUAAAUCUUAUAAGAGAAAAUGUCCACCUCCAGCUUUCUAUAAAAAAAGGUUGAGCAUGCAGACAAACAGACUUUUUGAUUAAUAGCAAACAUGCAAAUACCGAAUAGAGUGCUGUUUGUUAAAAUGUAAUUAUUCUUUGCAUAAUAAUAUUUAUUCUUCAAAAUAAGCGUGUGAAUGUGUGCACUUUAUUUUUUUGUGCUCAGAAUGUCCCGUUGCUUGCUCAUAAUAUAAACUCAUGUAUAUGUAUAUAUGCACACACACACACACCUUUAUCUGAAUAACAUGCAGUAUAUAAACUGUCACAGCGUUGAAUUUUUAAUCAAGGCCUUGUGUAAUAAUUCUUGUGUAAUUUUGUGUAAUUCUGCUCUUGUGUAAUAAUUCACAAAAGGUUGGCAGGUAGCUGCAGAAGUUGCGUUUUCAUCCCAUGGUGAAUCUCUAUCAAGUCACCUUUGACCCCUCCUCCCGUCCAAUGCAUCAUAUUUACUUGGUCUGACACACACACACACACACACACACACACACACACACACCUACCCACACACGCCCUGCCUCCCUCAUGCAUCCUUCACCUGCCAUCAGUAACACUGAUUGACCCGAGUGGGUACUUUUAACCCUUACAGCUCUGCAGGAUGUCCAAAGAAAGAAGAUUGUGUGUUUGCAAUCCAGACCCUCAAUACAGCAAAUGGAAACGUGUUCUCAAGAUGUGUAAUAAGUGUGUGCUCCUCUGCACCCCCACCUCUAGUGUCCUGAGGCGGUGCUGAAUAAUCACCUCCCACCCCCCCUUAGCCUGCAUCCAUUAUUCAAUACCCCAUCGAGGGCGCGGUGUGUAUGUGUGCGCGUGAAUGUACCUGACGAUCACCUCUGUAUGUUGUCUGUUUUCAUGUAUAUGUGUUUCCCUGUUGCAUAUGUACGAGGGAAAAACGUGUGUUAGUGUGUGUGUGUGUGCGUGUGUUUCUUACAUGACUACAGGCUGUUGGGGGAUGGUGGGCCCAAAUGUCAGCCUCCGUCUGUGGACGUUGGAGUUGAGCUGUGGCUCAUAGAGAUUGCUUUAGUUUCUAUUAUUACAAUAAACACCAGUUUGUUUUAAAUAAAGUGAGAGGCUUUAUUCUGUGAUCUACAGUUGAAUCAUUAUGUGAUGAGACACACCAAAAAGUGUAGUACAAUAUCAUGAGGAGUAUGAGGCUUGUAAAUAUUCAUAGUGAUGCUUCAGCUGUGGCGGCACCUGCUGACAGAGGCUCCUCACUACACGAGUCCUGAAUCGACUACUAUACUAGACACUGGGGCUUUUGGAUAGUAGUAGAAUUGUUGUUAAAAUGUCUUUAACAACGAGAGGAGUCCUUUAGAUUUAGAGAAGACAAAAAAGGAUCCAUUAAGCGUCUACCUGUUAUUUUGAUAUGUAUUAAUAUCCCAUAUAUGAUGUGUUUAAUGGAUUAUGGACUGUAUUGAAAUGAUUACAAAGAAAGCUGUAAUGCAUCAUUGUGGCAGUGAUGAAGGCGGGAUGGCUGAGAAUGUGUGAGCCUGUUCGGGCAUUACUAGACAACAUAUUUUGGAAAUUAGUUACGUAGGUGGGUUGCAUUAGUUAAGUAUGCACAGGACACAAACAGCGGUCACCUGUGUGAAAGUCCUGUGUUUGUUUGACCCAUCCUCCACUACUUCCUCUAUACAAGGACUUUGUUGCUCUAAAUACUGCGUCACCUGACUUCCUCAGCGGCAGCUUUCCACCUCCUGGCCCCAAUGAUGUGGGUUAUAUGUGAAACGCAUUUCUUUGCAUCGGUAUAAUUCAAAUUAAAGAUAAAAUCAUUUGUUACAGGACGCUUUUUCUAAAGCUUAUCAGUAAUUACUUGCUGUUUUACCCAGGGUCAGAUGGAAAUAUCAAUAUCUAUUUCAUCUCUGUGAGUCCAGUACUGGACUCACAGAUAUACAGAGGAUGUCAUUUAGUUCCUGGAACGGUUAACACAAUUAUCUUUAUAGCAGCAGAAUAUAAGCGACACAAUCACCGUUAUGUAACAGAAAUCGACUGGAGCCAAUAGAGCUCCAUGUCUCUUCCCAUUAUAGACAUACAGUAUCUGUAUAGAUUAUAUCCGCCCAGAAAACUACAAAUGAUUCUUUCAAAUGGUGGACAUGAACCCCAUCCUCUCGACCUCUUGUUGAAAUGUGUGUUACAUAAGGGUGCUGCAGUUCACUGUAUAUACUUCUAUAUCAGGAGCCAUUUGUUUACUCCUGCCGAUAUUAAUGUAUGUGAUUUUAUGCAGUGAUUCACUCCAACUCUGAAUCUUUAAUAUAAACAGAAGCUAUCAAUUAGGGAUAUAUUUGAGGUAUGUAUUUACAUGGAUUUAUUUUCUAUAGGAUAAUUCUUUCAUAAGCAGACCAGUUCAUUCACUCACAGGUAGAUAUUACUGAUCUAAGCUGCACACUUUAUUAUUUACUAUUUUCUAUUCAUAACACAACAUAAGGGCAAGAGUGUUGCAUUAUGGGUUGUUUUAGAUUUGAUGUUGCUAGGCUAGUGUCUUCGAGCAAGUCUAUAGUGCCUUUUGAGUUGAUCAGCCCUAAAAGUUUUUAGUUAGCCCAGUUCAGCAGCAGUGACUCGUGUAACGUACAGUAUAUCAUUGACACAGAGGAAAUAAAUUCAUUCAACUGUCAAACAGAUAAAAAUUGCCUUGGUGACAGCUCAACAAUAAAUAUGUCAUCAAUCAAGCUGCAUGAUGUCCUUUUCCUUAGGUGAUACCUCUAAGAAAAAGUAAAGAUGUCUGGCCCCAGACCAGCGGUGUAACCACAGAUGCAGCCAUAAGCAGAUGAUGCAACGAGCCUUAUAAACCCUAUAAAUCCUCCGGGGCAGGACGGUGGGUUUUGAUUAACAAGGCGGCUCUAAUCUGUUCCUGAGAUAUGGACGAUAAUUUGUACACGCACGACUUGGAACUUACAGUAGAGCUCCAGUGACUAUUAUACUGCAUCUAUACAACAAUAGCUAAUAUGACAUUAUUGAAGUAAUAGAAUGUAAUCAUGGUAUUUGUAGUAGUGUAUCUUGUAGUAUUUACAAGAUACAAAUAACAAACAGUGCAGACAUACAUAAAUAGUACAUAUGAAUAAACAUAAAUAAUAUCCAUUGCAAUGUAUGGCUCAUAUCAGUGUCACUAACUUACAGUAUGUCUUCAAAGUCCACAUCCCAAUUCUUUUUACAUUACUUUCUUUUAAAAUGAACUGAUUCAAAUCCCUGAUGACAUCACUAUGACAUCACCAGGGUUAGUUUCUCAGACUGGACAAAGCAGAAGACAUUAUGCAACCAUUUUAUCAGCGCUCCUCAUGAUCCCUAAACUGAUUCUUAUUUAUAAACUCAGAGUGCCCCUUUAAAAGGGAAUGCCCAUAAUGUGAUCAUACUUCUUUCUCAUCACCAGUGAGAACAAGCUGGACCUCAGUAGGCGUCACAUGGUCCCAAAUGAUCCUUUCACUAGCACUUUCUGUGAUGCCGAAGUCUAUGAUGCAUUAUGUAGAUGCUGAUAAUGUGUAUAAUAAUGUACUUAUUGCACUGUAUAAAUAUAGUUAUAAGCACUCAUAAAUAUCCGUAACGCUUUAUUAUAAUGAUUAUGACACAUUAUAAUACAUUACAUAAUAACAUAGAAGGUCAUAAAGCGGAAUUAUUUAUAAUUGUUUGUCACUCACUGAGACUUUUUGUGCAAGGAUCGUAAUGUAUUAUAAUUCCCAUUGCUGUGAUAGAUUAUGAUCUUUUCAUAAUAAAUUAUAUUCACCGUUAUAAUGAAUUGUAAUGUGAUUAUAAAUUACAAUAAUUGGUCAUUGCUUAUGAAGUAAAGUGAAAGAAAAUCUGUGUAAGAACAACACCCAAGAGAGAAUGCAGCAGGUGGUGUUUACACAUUACCUGUGUGUGUGUGUGUGUGUGUGUAUGUGUGUGUGUGUGUGUGUGUGUGUGUGUGUGUGUGUGCACUCUGGCUCGUCCGCCCUCCAUUGUGUCUUUAUUGCACCAGUCUGAUUCUAGGUCAGUAGAAAAGACUCCUCUAUUUUUGUCCACAUAAUCCCCUCUAAGAAUGCACACACUCCUCAUUGUGCACACAUCCAUGUGUGUGUCUGUGUGUCGGCCGCGGUGUGUUAAUACCUCCUGCACGUUACACACUAAUCCACUCACAGUCGGAAAGACCUUCCUGCACCCCCCCCCCCCCAUCUUGCUCACACACACACACACACAUUACACACAGUACGCACGUUGGCAUCUUGGCUCCAACGCACCGAGUCAUACACGCAUUGGAUAUAUUUCACCCCGGGGUGUUGUGGCCUCUUUGGGAGCACCCAUGAGCACAGGCAUGGUGGUUGGAGCAACAGGCCAGUCGGACAGCAACACCAGUUUCCUGCGAGCGGCAAGAGCAGGGAACAUCGACAAGGUUUUGGAAUAUCUCAAAGGGGGAGUGGACAUCAGCACCUGCAAUCAGAAUGGUCUCAAUGCACUGCACCUUGCAGCCAAGGAGGGCCAUGUUGAUCUGGUCCAGGAGCUUUUGGAGCAAGGUGCCGGAGUGGAUUCGGCCACAAAGAAAGGAAACACAGCACUUCACAUAUCCUCCCUAGCUGGUCAGGCUGAAGUAGUAAAGAUCCUGGUCAAACGAGGAGCUGACAUCAAUUCACAGUCUCAGAAUGGAUUCACUCCUCUGUACAUGGCUGCCCAGGAGAAUCACAUGGAUGUGGUGCGAUACCUGCUUGAGAAUGGAGGCAACCAGAGCACUGCGACUGAGGAUGGUUUCACCCCUCUGGCCAUUGCCCUCCAACAGGGCCACAACCAGGUGGUUUCUGUCCUACUGGAGAAUGAUACUAAAGGCAAGGUCCGCCUGCCUGCCUUGCACAUUGCUGCACGCAAGGACGACACCAAGUCAGCCGCCCUGCUCCUCCAGAACGACCACAAUGCUGAUGUCCAGUCGAAGAGUGGAUUCACCCCCCUUCAUAUCGCUGCCCACUAUGGCAACGUCAAUGUGGCCACACUUCUGCUGAACCGAGGGGCAGCAGUGGACUUCACGGCGAGGAAUGGGAUUACUCCUCUACAUGUGGCGUCCAAGCGUGGCAACACUAACAUGGUUGGCCUGUUACUGGACCGUGGCUCUGAGAUUGAUGCUAAAACAAGGGAUGGAUUGACUCCCCUACACUGUGCGGCCCGGAGUGGACAUGAUACAGCUGUGGAGCUGCUGCUGGAAAGAGGAGCACCCUUGCUGGCCAGGACCAAGAACGGGCUGUCUCCUCUUCACAUGGCGGCACAAGGCGACCAUGUUGAAUGCGUCAAACACCUUCUGCAGCACAAGGCUCCCGUUGACGAUGUCACGCUGGACUACCUGACAGCGUUACAUGUGGCAGCUCACUGCGGUCACUACAGAGUCACCAAACUGCUGCUGGACAAGAGGGCCAACCCCAACGCAAGGGCUCUGAACGGCUUCACUCCGCUGCACAUAGCCUGUAAGAAGAACCGAGUGAAAGUGAUGGAGCUGCUGGUCAAAUAUGGAGCCUCUAUCCAGGCCAUUACAGAGUCUGGUUUGACUCCCAUCCACGUAGCAGCCUUCAUGGGUCACCUGAACAUCGUCCUGCUGCUGCUGCAGAACGGAGCCUCACCCGACGUCAGCAAUAUUCGUGGGGAAACAGCGUUACACAUGGCAGCCAGGGCAGGUCAGGUGGAGGUGGUCAGAUGUCUGCUGAGGAACGGAGCAAUGGUGGACGCCAGGGCACGGGAGGAUCAGACUCCCCUCCACAUUGCGUCCCGUCUGGGAAAAACAGAGAUUGUGCAGCUGUUGCUGCAACACAUGGCCCAUCCGGACGCUGCCACAACCAACGGCUACACCCCCCUCCACAUCUCUGCUAGGGAGGGCCAGGUGGAGACCGCCUCUGUCCUGCUAGAGGCCGGAGCUUCACACUCACUGGCCACCAAGAAAGGUUUUACUCCCCUGCAUGUAUCCUCCAAGUACGGAAGCCUAGAUGUAGCCAAACUUCUGCUGCAGCGUCAAGCUCCACCUGAUUUUGCUGGAAAAAAUGGCCUCACCCCGCUACAUGUCGCAGCACAUUACGAUAACCAGAAGGUGGCGCUCCUGCUUUUGGACAAAGGAGCGUCCCCCCACACCAUGGCCAAGAAUGGCUACACUCCGCUCCACAUCGCCGCAAAGAAGGACCAGAUGGAGAUCGCCACGGUGCUGCUGCAGUACGGAGCCGAGACCAACAACCUGACCAAGCAGGGUGUCACUCCGCUCCAUCUGGCCUCCCAGGAGGGCCACGCUGACAUGGCUGCCCUGCUCAUGAGCAAGGAAGCUCAGGUCAACGUCCAAACUAAGAGCGGCCUGACUGCCCUCCAUCUGGCGGCCCAGGAGGAUAAAGUGGCUGUUGGCGAGAUCCUAUCCAAACACGGAGCCAACCUCGACCAGCAGACCAAAUUGGGAUACACCCCGCUAAUUGUAGCAUGUCACUAUGGUAAUGCCAAGAUGGUCAACUUCCUGCUUCAGAAUGGAGCAAAUGUCAAUGCCAAAACCAAGAAUGGAUACACUCCCCUUCACCAGGCAGCCCAGCAAGGAAACACACACAUCAUUAACGUACUACUGCAAAACGGUGCCAAGCCCAACGCUGUCACUGUGAAUGGUAACACUGCCCUGGGUAUCGCUCGGAGGCUGGGCUACAUAUCUGUGGUGGAUACGCUGAGAGUCGUCACUGAGGAGAUCAUUACCACCACAACGACCGUGACGGAAAAACACAAGCUGAACGUGCCAGAGACCAUGACUGAAGUGCUGGAUGUCUCGGAUGAAGAGGGUGAUGACACGAUGACCGGUGACGGAGGGGAGUAUCUGAGGGCCGAGGACCUCAGGGAGCUAGGAGAUGACUCCCUUCCAGGACAGUAUCUGGACGGAAUGAACUACCUCCGCUUCAGCCUGGAGGGGGGGCGCACUGACAGUUCAGACAGGUCCUUCACACCCACCCACCACAGCUACUACUCCCCUAAACAUGAAGGCAUCAUAGAUGAGAUGCUCACCGGUCACCAGGUCUCGUCACUUGCCAGGGAGUGUGAGAGGGAUUCGUAUCGUCUGAGUUGGGGCACCGAGAACCUGGAUAAUGUGGCUUUAUCCUCCAGCCCCAUUCACUCUGGCUUCCUGGUCAGCUUCAUGGUGGAUGCCAGGGGCGGGGCCAUGCGUGGUUGCCGGCACAACGGUCUACGCAUUAUCAUCCCGCCCAGGAAGUGCAGCGCUCCCACGCGGGUGACGUGCCGGCUGGUGAAGAGGCAUCGUCUGGCCACCAUGCCUCCGAUGGUUGAGGGCGAAGGCCUGGCCAGCAGGAUCAUCGAGGUGGGGCCCUCUGGAGCCCAGUUCCUUGGUCCUGUGAUUGUGGAGAUUCCCCACUUUGCUGCCCUUCGGGGGAAAGAGAGGGAGUUGGUGAUUCUCAGGAGUGAGACUGGAGAAAGCUGGAAGGAGCAUCACUGUGAACACACUCAAGAGGAACUCAACCAGAUACUCAAUGGCAUGGACGAAGAGCUGGAUACUCCAGAGGAGCUGGAGAGGAAGCGCAUUUGCCGAAUCAUCACGAGAGAUUUCCCACAAUACUUUGCGGUGGUAUCGCGCAUCAAUCAAGAUAGUAAUCUGAUUGGUCCUGAAGGAGGCGUCCUGAGCAGCACUGUUGUGCCCCAAGUACAGGCAGUUUUUCCUGAGGGUGCCCUAACCAAGAGGAUCAGGGUCGGACUGCAGUCCCAGCCAGUAAGUGUGGAUGUAGUGAGGAAGAUCCUGGGGAACAAGGCCACAUUCAGCCCCAUCGUCACCCUGGAGCCUCGCAGGAGGAAGUUCCAUAAACCUAUCACCAUGACCAUCCCUGUCCCCAAGAGCAACUCAGACCUGGUCCUGAAUGGCUUUGGAGGAGACACCCCCACCUUACGACUGCUUUGUAGUAUCACAGGUGGAACGACACCUGCUCAAUGGGAGGACAUAACAGGAACCACUCCGUUAACAUUUAUCAAUGACUGUGUCUCCUUCACCACCAACGUGUCUGCAAGAUUCUGGCUGAUAGACUGUCGGCAAGUCCAGGAAUCUGUCAAUUUCUCCACUCAGGUCUACCGAGAGAUUAUCUGUGUCCCUUACAUGGCCAAGUUUGUCAUCUUUGCCAAGACCCACGAUCCCAUUGAGGCCCGACUGCGGUGCUUCUGCAUGACAGACGACCGGAUUGACAAAACCCUGGAGCAGCAGGAGAACUUCACCGAGGUGGCCCGCAGCCGAGAUGUCGAGGUCCUGGAAGGUAAACCUAUCUAUGCAGACUGCUUUGGAAACCUUGUUCCACUCACCAAAAGUGGCCAGCACCAUCUCUUCAGCUUCUUUGCCUUUAAGGAGAACAGACUAGCACUCUUCAUCAAAAUCAGAGACAACACUCAGGAGCCGUGCGGCCGUCUGUCCUUUAUGAAAGAACCCAGGAACUACAGGUCACUCACCGAAAAUGCCAUAUGCAACCUCAACAUCACCCUCCCAUCAUACGGCAAGGAGUCCGAUUCAGACCAAGAGCAAGAGGAAGAGACCAGCAGAACACUACAGAAAUAUGAAGAGAUGCCGACAUCAGUCCUGAAAUCAGAGCUGAUUCGAGAACCAGACCUUCUAUUCGACGUGUCAGAGAUGAAACAAGAUUUGAUCAAAAUGACUGCCAUCUUGACUGCAGACUCCACAGAGAAAUCCCCUUCAUUAGGAAGGUCUGGUCUAGAGAAAGGGACUGAGGAUGUUUCUGGAGAGCCGUUAGAAAUAAUGGAAAAGGACUUAGAGAAAGUCAAAGAGGACCUAGAAAAAGUCAGUGAGAUACUGAGGAGUGGAACAUAUGAGGGUGAGGCAGCAGAGGAGGCAGCAAAAGCAGCUAGAAUUGUCGAGGAGUGGGUUCUCCUCUCGGACAGUGAGAUAGAAGUGGCCAAAAGAAUGGCAGCCUUAGAAACUCAAGAGCCAGUCUUACGUGAAAGCAGAGCUAUCAGGGCUCCCAGACCUAAAGCAAUAAAGGACAGUGGUGACCUUAAAGAAUACCUCCUGGAUGCACCAGUAAGCUCCAAAAUAAAAGUUAAAGAAGAGCCAGCUGUCCAAGAAGAAUUCACUGAUGUUGUACUACGCAAAGGUGCAAAGCCAACUACCCCAACCAAGGUGCAUGACAAAACAGCUGCUAAGCCAAUCAGAAGGAAGGGCAAAGACCAGGGGCAGGCAGAAGAAUCAACAGAGGCAGGUGCUCUUCUAAGUUUGCCAACUGGCCCAGCAUCACCCGUAUCCCCAGUUAUUGAAGAAACUCCCAUUGGGUCAAUAAAGGACAAAGUCAAAGCCUUACAACAGAAAGUGGAGGCAGAGCAAAAGAGCAAAAAGGUCACUGGAAGCAAGGCCUCGCAAUUGCCUGUUAUGAGCAAACCCUCUCCAAAAGCCAAAGAAAGCCCUAAAUCAAAACAGGGUCCCCCGAAAUCCCCCAAAGCCGAAUCUGAAAAACUUGAGGAGACUAUGUCAGUUAAAGAGCUUAUGCAAGCAUUCCAAACAGGACAGGACCCCUCAAAAAGAAAGUCUGGACUAUUCGAGCUCAAAACAUCCUCUACGUCAAGAUCGGAGAAAACCACAAGAUCAGAUACCAUCCAGUCAAAAUCCAUGACCAAAGCAAUAACCUCACGUGUCUCGCAACAACGAGAAGUAUCUUUGGAUUCCAAACCUUGCAAGAAAGAGACCACUCAGCAAGACAGAGAGAUAGAAACCAAGUCAGUUGCUUCUGCUCAUUCUGAGCUAACUGAAACUACAGACUUUGGAAAUGGUGGUCUUGAUGAUAGCUCUGACAGCUUAAAACAUGAGGGUGUGGCAGACUCCCUAAGUGCCAGCUCUGGAGAUUGUACCCCUCAUUUGAGCUCUGAGGACAGUGACAAACACGAGGGUCUUGCCACUCCAGGCACAAGCCCAGAGAGUCUGUGUCUUUCUCCCAAAACUGGACAGCAGACCUCUACAACUUUGGCAGCAACUGGCACAACAGUCAAAAAUGAAUUUAUAGACACAGAGAAGUCUGGACACUCUGGUGUAGGGACCACUGGUGACCAACGGUCUGCAGAAUUGACUCUCCCUGUUUCUUCCAGUGAGGUUGCACAUGAUCACACUACAAGUGAGUCCAUAUCUGUUAGGAGGAAUGAGUCUAAGCCAUCUAUACCUCAAAAGCUUACAAAGAGAAUUUCAGAGGCUGUAGAAACUUUUCUUAGCGAUGACGAGAGCCCUGAUCAUCAGCUAGAAUUGUCUUUAAUUCGUUUUCCAGCCUCUAGAUCUUCUUCUCAGCGUCAUGCAAGCUUAGAGCUGCCUUUAAAACAAGACUCAGACUCUCUCAGUCCAUUAGCUGAUGAGUCUUUGACAAUAAGCCACAGAGACUCUCUUGAGGGUAGUCCUCUCAUGGAAGAAAACUCCUCCCAUAAGUCCCCAGAUUCCAUUGAACCUAGCCCAACCAAGGAAUCACCCCCUCAUGACUCCUUAGAGAGCAGCCCUGUAGAGCAAAAAAUCCACCCAUCCUUCCAAUCAUCUAUAGGUCCAUCUAGUAAAUCCCAUAGCCAUCCAGAUCCCUCCAAAGCUACAGACGUUCCUCAAGAUGCUUUGCGCGGUAGGCUGCUUCGAGACCAUGAGGCUAGUGCUGAUGAUGACAGUUUUGAGCAGACAUCUCAGAUGACAAGUUCCGGUAAGAGUCCCCUCUCCCCUGAUACUCCCAGUUCUGAAGAGGUAAGUUAUGAGGUAAACCCCAAACCCCCUGACUAUACAUUCCUUUCCAUUCCAUUCACACCGGCUGUCAUUCCUGAAGACCAAGAAGAAGAGGAUACCUCAGACAGCUAUGAAUCUAAAAGAAAAAUCACUCCAGAGGAAGAGAUGUUUAAAAUGGCAGCCAAAAUAAAAACAUUUGAAGAAAUGGAUCAAGACGAGAGGAGCAAAAAGAACUCUAGAAAAGAUUUGUUUCCCACAGCAAAUGCCAAACUAGGGGAUGACAGCUAUGAAACAAUAGAGCACACAAGUGAGAAGCUUUCGCAAAGUGAAUGUAGGCUCAAUAGACCCAAUGAAGAUUCAGAGUUAGCUCUUUUUGUUGAUCCCCAUAUUAAAGUACAACCUCCCUCUCCUUUUUCAGCAGGUUUGCAUGAUGGACCCCACAGCAAAGAGGUCAAGAGCACAACAAGAACAGCCACUGUCAGUUCAGAGGGGCCUCACUCUGUCUCAGCCCAGCUGGAAACUGCACAGGAACAAAGAGUCCCACCAUCUGUAAAAGUUGAUGAAGACAGUACUGCCAAAAAGGCUCUGGUAACACCAUACACUGAAAACAGGACUGAUGAGCAAAAGGAGGAGAGUUUAAGGAAGUCAAAAGACAACAAAGGAGAUGAUAAGGAUGGUCAAGAGUUAAGUGUUAGGCUAAAACAAGGUAGCAAUGUAACAGAUGAGGUAAAAGGAGAUAAAAAGGAGCCUCCAAGAGCAGCGGAGGCUGGAUGCAGUGCAGCUGUUGCCACGGGUCAAACAAAGGAAAUGUUUAAACCGGAGGUCUGUAUAUAUGAUGACACAGAGGAGGAGGAUGAGAUACUGGAGCCUCCCAGAACUGAGUCAAAAGGUGUCACUGCAAGGGUAGAAACUGAUUCAUGGUCUGCCAUGCGGGAGGAUGAUGCCGCUUUUGCAGCUCGUGUAAAAGAGGAGGAACAGAAGAUACUGAAUCUGGUGGUGGACCGUCAGUCUCUGCAAGCAACUCCGGACACAACACCUGGUAGAACACCAACAGAAGAGAGCACUCCUACCAGUGAGCCCAACCCUUUUCUAUUCCAAGAAGGGAAGCUUUUUGAGAUGACCCGAAGUGGUGCUAUUGACAUGACUAAGAGGAGCUAUGAGGAAGAGGGGGGUGGAUUUGCCUUUUUCCAGAUAGGUGAACAGCCUUUAGAUGAACCUCUCUUAGAAGAAAGUAGAUCAGCAGCAGAACCUGAAGUUGGCCUCAAUCUAACACUAGAGGUUAAGACUGAGGAGACUGAGACAAAAGAAGCAAAAGAAGCAACUGAUUAUCAGCUUCAGUCCCCAGCCGAAGGUGAUCAGCAAACCUCUAAAGCUGAUGCCUCCAAAUCUAAAAUCCCUAAAAUGGGCAUUUCCGCUUCAGCCAAAUCUACAAAGAAAGAUCAGACAUCCCCUGAAGGUCGAGACAAAAAUGUGAACGAAGAUUUAGACAAAAAUUCCCCUGACCAAAUGAUUACAACUGUACAGACAGCCGAAACUACAGUCACUAGAUCAGUUUACUCUGAGCAGGGCCAAGAGUCCUCUGAUUCAUCUCCAGAAGAACCAGAGUCAGUGAUAGAAGCGCCCAAAUCAACAGUCAAGUCAAAACAAAGUGCUCCCACGAGUGUUAAAAAAACUCCAGUCAAAACACAAGCUAAGUCUGCUCAACAAGGUCGGGGCAAAUCCACAAUUCCCUCUCAAUCUCAUGCAACUUCCUCUUCAACCACUCUUAAAAAAGAGGCCUCCUUCAUUUCUGAAUCUAAAUCAAGAAUUCCCAUUAAGGCUCCCAAGCCUGAUUCUAUUGUCAAACAUGCUGGAUCUACCCAAGACAAAAAGCUUAAGGUACCUGUGAAAAAGGAUUCAAGAAGAAAAUCUGAGACAGACACAGGUCCCUCUGAUAUCAAAACCAAGACACCAUCUUCCAAAGCCAAGAGCUUCUGUGAGGGGGACUCUACCAGGUCAUCUGCUAAAAAAGAAAAAGGUCGACCAUUGAGUUCUGAGUCAGCAAAAUCUAAAGGCUUCCAGUCCAGAUUGCCAGUCAGAGGUAAAAGUGGUCAUUCAUCAACACUCACUAAAGAGAAAAGUGAGCCAAACAAACAGUCCAUUGAGUUCUUUGAAGAGAUAAGCGAUGAAGCAGCAACACUUGUGGCAAGAUUGGCACAGGCAGAGACAGAGAAAGAACAAAAGGUUGCAGCCGCCAACUCAGAUGAUGAGAGCAGUGUCAUUGAUCCAUCAAUCAUAGAAAGAGAAACUUUCCCUGAGAUGCAGUUCCUGCCCUCAGGAGACGUCUUUCCCAUUAGACCACUGUGGGACAACCCUGUUGAGACACAGAUGCAGCGAAUCCCAGAUGAUAAAGUCCAAAGUCAAGUACAUCCACAGGAUGAGGCAGAGAGAAAAGAGCAACGGUUGGCCAUUAUAGCCGACCACCUGGGCUUCAGCUGGACUGAAUUAGCACGAGAACUGGACUUCAGUGAGGAGAGGAUCAACCUGAUAAGGAUUGAAAACCCAAACUCACUGCAAGACCAAAGCCAUGCCCUUUUGAAAGUCUGGGCUGAGAGGGAGGAAAAGCAUUCCACAGAAGCAACACUGAUCAAAAGACUGACUAAGAUCAACCGAAUGGACAUAGUUCACCUCAUUGAAACUAAGAUAAUCAAGUCCACUCAGGAGGAGACAUCAUCACAUACAUAUGCAGAAAUUGAGCGGACCAUAGCAUUGGAUCAUAGUGAAGGUUUCUCUGCCCUUCAUGAAGACAUUGACAGCCCCAGGCCAGGCAGGCGUACAGAGACUGCACAUAGGACUCCAGGUUCGGGACUAGAGGUACCCAUGGUGUCGGCAGAGGACCUGUCCUCCAGUUUGUCAUCCCUUCACGAGACAAUUGGACGACCAGAAACAGAUUUCAAAGCAACUGGCCUUAGAAAUGCCCAGAAAGAGAAACUACAAAAAGAGAUGGAAACACCAUACUCAUCACAUAGAGUAUAUGAGGAAGUGACAGACACCUGUGACAGGAGCACAGGCAGUAUUAAACAAGUAAGUCCUUUCUUCACAUUGUACCUCACCUCUCCCUACAACCUCCGAUCCCAUGUGAUAGACCCUGUGUUCAAAGGGGGACCCAUGUUAGGCACCCAGAUUAUCCCACCGCCUUACCCCACUAUUGAACCAUGUGAUGAUGAGGGUGGUGCUGGAUAUGGGGGGGCAGAGGGGGGAGAAGAGUGGAGCUUGGAGUGUCUACAAACCACCAAUUCUGAAUACAAUGCUGAUUAUUUGUCACCAUGGCGAGAGUCAUCUAAUAGUUCUCGAACAGGUGUAUGCAAGAGUCGACCAUUGUCUAUGACCGACUUUGGGGAUAGCUUGAUUGAGUGUGAUCAAGCUGAGCAAGACUUCAGGAAACUGUCUAUGGAGCUUACGGAAACCGAUGAGGUCCCUGAAAAGAUUUGCUUAACAAAACAACCUACAAGUGAACAACUGCCUACUCAGCCUACUUCUGUGCCUCCGUCUGGUUCCACUAAUGCUAUGACAGAAUCCAUCCUGACCAAACAAAUGGCCAGAAAACACAUGGAUGAAGUUUCAAAUCGACUCUAUAAAGUCUUGUAUGGAUAUGAUUUUGAGUUGAUGGAUUCAGAUAAUGAGGAUUUGUCCGUGGCGCCUAUGGAUGCAUCCUCUGAAGACGCAAUUCAGGCUGGACUCAGGAAAGAUGAGGUUGAUGGAGCUGCUAGAAACAUAAAUAUUGAUGAAAAUGUUUCAAACUCUUUGAUUGAGAUUGAUGAUUCCCAUGUCUCAAUUUCAAGUGACCUUAAUGUCAAAUCCCAUAAUGGCAUGAAUCAAAUCGACACUGCCACUCAGGCAUUAGCAGGUCCCUCUGAUGUCAGUUGUACCACUCCAGGUUUAAUGUCUCAAAAACCAGAGCUCUUAAGCUCAACUGGCUUCAUUCAGGUGUCACAUGACUCAAAUUUUGAACAGCUAGAUGUUCAUUCAGUAGAUAAUGCUAUGCCAGGUAUACCAGGAGCAGAAUACAGCUUUGAGAAAACACUGUCAUUCAGACGGAAUGAAAAUGAGUUUGUGGUCUCUGUAGAGUCUACACCUGAGAUCAAAGCAUCCAGAUCCUGUUUACCAGAAUCCACAUGUGAGACCAUUUGUGAACUUUAUAGCUUAGUUUAUGAUAGAUUAUCUUCACCUGAAUGUGUGACUGAUGCAGAAAUAUUACUGACAGAGAGUAGGGCCACAUCACCUGAAUCAGCAUCGUCACUAAAUGAGCUGAAUGUUCUUGCACACGAUUCUCCAAUACCUCAGUUUAGGCCUUUGUCUCCCCUACCGCCGCCUAUUUUUCCAUGGGAAAGUGAUGAUGUUGGGGCUUCUGCCCCAGUGCAACCAUUACUGAGUGAGCCAAAUACUUAUAUGCACUUAACAUCAGAAGCAGAGGAAAGGCCUUUGACGCCAAUGGUUUCAAACAAAAGACCAUUUGGAAGGCAAGUAUCACUAGGCAGCGAUAGAGCUUCAUCACCUGCUGCAGCUGCAGCUGCUGGAGAUGAAUCUGAAUCUGUUUUACGUGUUGUUAGUCACAGGUCACCCUCCCCUGAAUCAAUUGAAUUUGUAGAGAUAGCUGAUCAUAGAAGAAAAUAUACCGAACCAUUGGUAUCUGAUACACAGAAUAAAUCACCAACACCAGUGGAAACAGUAUCUAAGGAUGAUGAUGAUUGGGUCAUCUUAUCUAUGUCUGAUAUUGAGGGAAGACCACUUUCACCAGAGUCAGUGCCUGGCAACAGAUUUUUGACUCCACAGUCAACAAUUUUAGACAUUAUAGCAUCCUCUCUUGAAUCAGAGACAUUCAAUGAGAGUCUCUCCCCAGAUUGUCCCAUACCACAAUUUACGCUGUCUGUGCAUCAUUCUGUUACUAAAAAUUAUCAUUUAUUAUCAUCAGACUCUGUUUUGUCAGAUACAGAGUAUAAGGCCAUGCCAUUGCUAUCAUCUUUUGAGAAUAGGGCUUUAUCUCCUUGUUUAAGUAGUUCUGUAAGUGAUUAUGGGUCUAAUCUUGUAACUGGCCUGCCUCUUGAGGAAGACAUGACACUUGAACUGACACAACCUGCAAUUGAUGUGGAAGAGGCAUGUGCUGAAAAGCAGUUUAAAACUAAAACAAGCAUUACCAUUGAUCUAGAAAAAUCCAAAACUCAAGAAAAAUGUUCAAUCAAUAUUUUGUCACAAUCUGAGCACAAUCCUAUGAAACAUAAUGAAAAUGAAGGUCCCAAGAUACAAACAGUUGUACUUGAAGGCAGUCAGUCUGACCAAAUCAUUGUCACGCCACCAGCGGGAGUUGAAGUCUUGUCAACUAAAAUUACAGAAAAAUUAUCUCAUGAGUUGUUUGAUGAGGGAAAUUCAAAGCAGGAAAUUUACAAUCCUUUAACUGGAAAGACAAAGUCUGCUAGAAAGAAAAAAUCUAAGAAAUCAGUCAAAACUGAUAAUGAACCUGUGCAGAAUGAUACAACUUAUCUAAAAGAAUCACCUGAGUUUAUGGUUACAUAUGUACCCCCACAAGGAUCUGUUAAAACUCUAUCACCUCCAGAAACUGGAUCUGAUGAUCUACCAUUCUCAUUGGCAUUGACUAAAAAUUCCCCUGAAGAUCAGCAGUUUCAACGAGAAUCAGUUUCUACACCUCAGCAUCAUAUGCCUUUAUCCUUAAAUGAAUAUCCAGUGCCAGUGUACAGUUUAGCAUAUGGUGCAGAACUGCGGAAGCUCAUCGCUCAAAUGCUUGACCCACAGUAUGUAGGAGUGAAUAAACCAGGAAUGCUUCAGUUUGCUGAAACAAGAACAGAGUCUUAUCAGACAAGGUCAGAUGCAACAGCUGAAUAUGAAUCUUCUGGUUUGCAAUCCCAAAAUUACCAAAGAUCACUUUCAUUUGAUUCUGAAGCACAAUAUAGACCCAUGACACCGCAAUCGCUGGAUACACUUAGACCAGAUUCCUCCCACUCAGGGAGAUCUGUGAAUAGUCAGCAAGCUUUAAUGCCAGAUUCCCCUAUACCUAUGUACUUUUCCUCUUUCUCUGGAUCAUCCCAAGUUUAUCACAGAUCAAUGUCAACAGAGUCAGUAUGGUCAGAUCUGGAUCUGGAGACUGAUUUAAACAUUUCAUUUCUUAUCGAGGACAGACCAGCAUCUACUGAUUCAGUAACAUCUGUUAACAUAUACAGGGCACUAUCACCUGAGUCACCCAUUCCUGUGUUUGGACAGGGUUUACCAGAAUUUGUUGCUGGGGCCACAAUGGCAGUAUCCUCAUCACCUUUUUUAGUUGGUUCAAAUUUAGAGUAUGGGGCUAUGUAUCUGUCACAACUGUGCCCUGAAAUUAGACCAUCCUCACCUGAUUCAGUUUCUGGAGAUGACUAUAGAGGUGACUUGCCAAUACCAGAAUUCAAAACAGGUCUGACUGAAUCAGUUCCAGUCAUUGGUCAUAGAUCAUCCUCUCCUGAGUCUGUGGUUUCUGAAGUCGAAUAUACACAAUCAAGUAUUUGCGAGCAGAGAUCUGACUCACCGGAAUCACAAGUAUUGGAGACCACAGGGAGACCAUUGGGUGGUAGUAGUCAAAUUGUACCUCUUAAAGCAAUAAGGGUACCAGUAUAUAGACUUGUUUAUGAUGCUGAACUUUGGAAACUUAAUUCUCAAAUACAUGAUCCUCACUUGGUUGGGGAGACUUUUUGCAGUAAAACCGGUGUAUUUGAGUAUGCUGGAACAAAAAUUGAGUAUGUCCUGGACGAUUCAGGUGUGAAAGAGGGAGAGUUAGAGGGUGGUGGGAAAUUGGACAUCGCAGAUUCCUCUGAUGCAGUUGUUCUACAAACAAUGCAAACAAAGAUUGAGAAGGAAGAGAGCCCAGUGUCAGACUACAGGCCUUUAUCACCUGGGGCACUGAUAACUGAAUCAGCUGUUUCCAUGCUUGAAGAAAAGCAAUCGGAAAAGACUGGUGCAACAAUUAGACCAAACCAGCUGAUAUGUCAACUACAUGACCCACAUUAUGUAGGAGAAGCCUUUGUAAGUAGAGUGUUUGAAUAUGAGGAGACAAGUAAAGAAUGCAUUCCCCUUGAUUCACAUGCAGGAGAGACAGGUAGGGCAAUGUCACUUGGUCUUGGGGCAGAAUAUAGAUCUUCCUCCCCCAAGGGCCUGAAGUUACUGAGUGUGCUGAGGCCUGAUUUGCAGGAGACAGGAAACUCUGUAGAUGAGUAUAGACCUUUGUGUCCAGAUUCACUAAUUCCCCAACCUUCUUUCUCGCUUUUUCAAUCUCCACUGGAAAAUCCCAGGGCACCGUUUUCCAAACCUAUGUCAGAUACAGAACUUGAGCAAUUUGAUGCUGCUUUAAUUACUGAGUCGAGGUCAUCAUCUCCUAAAUCAGAAGAGCGACGGGCCCUGUCUCCGGAUUCACCUGUACCUCAAUUCAUGGCAAGAGUCAAAUGUUUUCCGUUGUUUGGUGGGUUUAGGUCAGCAUCCCCUGAAUUAGAUAUAUCAGAUGUUGAGUAUGGACCUUUAUGUAAUUCCCCACCUGGUACUGAAGAUAGACCAGAGUCUCCAGAGUCAUUAGAACUAGAGCUAAAGGAGAGACUUCUGACACCUGAUUCUGAAUCAGAGUAUAGGCCUUUCUCACUGAUGUUAAUGUCAAAUUUCAGAUCAUCCUCUCCUGAAACAACUGGCUCUCUGAAUGAAUACACAGCUCUUUCGCCAGACUCACCCAUUCCUGAAUUUACACAGGCACUGCAAGAGUCCGCCAUAUCACAUAUGGAGUUACGGUCUUGUUCACCUGAAUCAGUGUUGUCUGACUUUGAUGAGGAAAUUGAGUCAUAUUUCCCAAUUGUCCUGGAAGAUCGAUCUUCUCCUGAGUCCUUGGCAUCUCUGAGUAUAUACAGAAGACUUUCACCUGAUUCCCCUUUACCUGACUUCAGUCAGGCUUUGCUAGAGACUGAUCCUGAGUUCAAUGCUUACAGGUCAUGGUCACCUGAAUCAGAGUCUUCAGAASUCGAUUAUUGUCCUUUGAUUUCACAGAUGUUUGAUUUUGAGAACAGAGCAGAAUCCUGUCAAUCAGGGGUGUCUGACUCUGAUCUUAGAUGUUUGUCUCCUGACUCUCCACUACCCCAGUACACUAUGAGUGUACCCACUGUGUUGGGAGUAAGAUAUAGAGCCACUUCACUUGAAUCAGUAUAUUCAGAUGAGGAUUUAGAAACAGAUUUGAGUAUCCCUUGGCUUUUUGAGGACAGAGCCACAUCUCCUGGUUCAAGGGCAUCCAACGAUGAAUUUAGACCUCUUUCACCAGACUCACCCAUUCCUGAAUUUACACAGGCACUACAAGAGUCCGCCAUAUCACAUAUUUAUGGACAUAAGUCAGCAUCCCCUGAGUCAACCUGUUCAGAUGUGGAAUACAUUGUUUUAAGCAUUGAAUCAUUCGUUUAUGACAUCAGACCCUCUUCACCUGGCUCAGGAUCAUCUGGAGAUGAAUACCAGGCUCUGCCACCAGACUCACCCAUAACUGAAUACAGGCCAGUAGUGCCUGACCGUGUUAUUGGCAUUGCUGGCUGUAGAUCACCCUCCCCUGAAUCCUCUGAAUCAGAUAUUGAGUAUGCUUUGAGUGAGUUAUUAAUGUCUUUGACUUAUGGUGUAGAUGAUAGACCAAAUUCUCCCAAAUCAGUAGGAUCAGAAAUACAAGAGAGGCCACAAUCGGUUGAAGCCAUACCAGAAUACAAACCCUUGUCUUGUGUGGCAUUGACGUUACUUGGAAACAUACGAUCAGUGUCUCCAGAAUCUACUCAAUCACUUGAUGAACACAAGAGGUUGUCUCCAGACUCACCCCUUCCUUGGUUUACACAAAAUGUUCUCAAGACUACAGCAGAAGUAACACACACCAGGCGUUCUUUCCAAGAUUCAAUAUUGUCAGAUGUAGACUCUACUUUGACUUCAUACGACACAGAAGUCACUGACAUGAGACCACUAUCACCUCAUUCAGAGAGAUCAGAUGAUGAAUGUAAACCCCUGCCAUCUGAAUCGCCAAUACCUGAUUUUACAAAGACAUUUGUAGAAAAUAUAAUGACUGUGAGAGAUAUUUCACCCACUGAAUUUUCAGGUUCAGAUGAUUUGUCACAAUCUUUAGACCUGUUUGGUGCAGAUGAAAGGUCAUCACAAAAGUCUUUUGAAUCAGACAAGGAAGAAUUACUCUUGCCAACCAAAUCAUCAAUACCUGAAUUAAAAGUUCCAACUGGCAAUGAAGCAACCAUCAAUAGCACUGUUUUAUCAACAACAAUGGCACCUACCUUACCUGAGGAAUCAGCGGUAAUCUUAGCUAAAUAUAAUCUAAUUCAUGAUGCAGAGCUGUGGAAGCUAAUUUCUCAAGUACAUGAUCCUCAGUACGAGGGAGAAACUUUCAGCAGUAAAACAGGCUUUAUGCAAUUAAUUGCCAACACAAUAGAACAUGAGAGGAGUGUUCAAGAUGAUGAUCAAGAUACUAAAGUAAAAGAUAAAAAUGAGCAUGAUGUCAAAAAAACACCUUUAGAGGAAACCGAUAAAUUUACUUCAACAGACACAGCCAAAGCUGAUGAUGGCUAUCUUUGCACUUCAAGUGUACAAGUCAUAUCUGAUGGACCUGUUUCAGAGUCAUCUCUACCAGUGAUUGAACACAUUGUGUUGUCAGGGGCAGCUCCAUACAGACAGGCUAAGUAUACAUUUAAAAUACCUGUCCCUGAGGCACAAACUGAGUCUGAUGGUGGUUGGGUGGUAGUAUCAGUAUCUCACACAGAGGAUGAUGAUCUACGCUAUUCACCAGAAUCCUUGACAGACUUUAGACCCAUAUCCCCCAGUUCAGUCAUGGUGAUAGAAUCAAGAGCAUCAUCACCAGAAUCUGUAACAUCAGUCAGUGAGUUUGGACCACUCUCCCCAGAUUCCCCCUUACCUGAAUUUACAAUAGCAAUGCCAGAAUGUGUAUCGUUCCUGAGAUCAGCAUCAUGUUCGCCUGAAAAUGUACCAUCAGAUAUAGAUUAUGUGGCAUUCGGAAAUUUGGAAUCUCAGUUUUCAGAAUGUAGGCCAUCAUCUCCAGUAUGUGCACCAUCAGAGUAUGAGAAUGAGAGAGGAAGGGCUUUGUCGUCUCAGUCACUGCCUGAAUACAGACCAAUGUUGCUUGGAUCCUGGUUGUCCAUGUCUGACAAAAGAGCAUCAUCUCCAGAAUCAAUGUCUGAGUUCAAUGAGAACAGGUCACUUUCUCCAGACUCUCCCAUCCCUCAGUUUACAGUAUCAUUGGAGUACAAGCCUACACAUAGGACAUCAUCACCUGAAUCAAUUGGUUCAGAUUCAGAGUGCGAGCUUAUGGUCACGUCAUCAAGAGACAAUGAUAGACCAUCUUCACGUGAAUCCAUUUCAUCUGUCAAUGAGUUCAGUCACCUAUUGCCUGACUCACCAGUACCUGAUUUUAUGAGAAUAUUGUCUUCUUAUUUUAUGGAUGCUACCCAUGUUGAUAGAUCAUCUUCACCUGUGUCUCUGUCAUCAGACUCUGAGUUUGUUGCUCUACCUAUUGAUUGCUGGAUUGAUGAUAGCCCAAGGCCACUGAGCCCUCAAACUGUGGAGUCAGAGGAGGAAUUAGGUUUUUGUCGUGAAGGUACUGAACUUUUGAGUCAUGUGACGUCUUAUUUAUUACCUUUAUUACCUGGUCAGUCUUCAUUAUUACCUAACAAAGGGCCAUUGGCGGAGUCAUCAUUAUUAAUUCAAAGUAGUGAGACAAAUGUCAAUCCUAACUGUCAAAAAAUGACAGGACUGCAAUCAGAAGUUUUGUCAUACGAAAGGAUGCAGCGUGGAUAUGAAGCUGAAAGUAUCUCAACUUUACAAACCACGGUUUGUGAGGAAGACUUCCAGAAAGACUUUCUUGUGAAACCAUCACCAGUUCAAGAUGCAAAAAGAAAGGAGACAAAGAUCCUACACAUCAGUUCUGGAGAAUUAAAGAAGAAGACGGUCUCACAAAGGGCUCCUGCUGAGACACCAGAGGAAACACAGUUUCAAACAGACGUUAAGGUGUAUGACCCAAACUCAUUCACAACCCACAGAACUGUUACUUCAAUUCUACCUGCAUUUGAGAAUACAUCAUGUUUAAAGUUGGGCUUAUCACAAGGGCACCCAGAGUGGGAGUUCUCCCGUAACAAAGCACAGCCCAGUGAGCUUUUUUCACCCAUGUCAACUCGGUUUUUGGUACCACCAGAUUAUGAAGCCGUAUUUUCAGGACACCAAACACUGAGAGUUUCUCAAUGCAGCCAAGCCUCUUUGAAUGAUUUGAGUCCAGUGUCUCCAGUGUUCAGUGACUCAAUGUCAGCUCAGAUUGUGACUGAUGCCACCACCAAAGGAGAGUCUGAAAGUUCUAAAGACUUGGAAUUUUUACCAGACUUUAACAGAGUCCUCUCUGAAUUUGAAUCAGAGGAUCCAAAGGUCGUACCAACGGAACUCAGUAAAAGAUUGGAAUCUCCACAGCACUCUGACUCAGAUGUGGAGUUCUUCGAGUGCAGACAAGCCUUCUAUGACUUCUCUGAACCAGAAGAAGUGAAACUGGAACAUGAGAUUACCUAUCAUAUUUCUGAACCCCCGUCCCCAAUGCCUGGGAGUAGCUCUGAUGGUGGCUUCCUGAAAGGAAGCCCUCAGUACACUGCUCACCCUUUCCUCCAAGUGGAAGAUUACAAGCGCUUCUCUUCUAGCAGUGAAAGUCUCAGUGAAUUUGCUUGUGAUUCGGAUGGUUCACGGGAGUGUCAAACAGACGGCAAACUCCCGUUGUGUGAGGAGCUGCCUUCCAGAGACCAGGCAGGGUAUUACGAUGAUGAUGACUUCCUGGGAAGGGAGAUAGCAGAGGAACUAGGGUUGCUGUCUUCUGAUAGCUCAGAGGAGGAGGUGCUGACUACCAGGGUGGUCCGACGCAGAGUUAUCAUUCAGGCGGAUAACCUACCAGAUAUCCCCCCACACACUGUCACAGAGGAGAAGUACACAGAUGAGCAUGGCAACAUGGUCGUUAAGAAAAUCACUCGGAAGGUGAUUCAUAAAUAUGUGUCAGCAGACGGCAUGGAGACACAGGAAGUGACCAUUGAGGGCUCACACCAGGAGACAGUGCAGAUUGAGGAGGGAGACACUGUCUCCAGGGUGGUGAAGAGAACCGUUAUUCACAGUGAGGGAGAUCAAAAAGAGUUGACCUUUUCGGAGUACCCGGCCCUGGGAGCCGUCACAGCAUCAGAGUUUGAGGUGGAGCCAGUGCAAGGUCGAAAGGUCAGCAAGGUUGUCAAGAAAACGGUUGUGAGAGGCGAGAGGAUGGAGAAGCAGACGGGAGACCCCUCACUGGCUGCAGACCUCCCCUCAGCCAGACAGGACUUUGAGAAGGCAUUGAGUUAUGCGGGAGGCUUUGGGAAAGUGCUCCUGCCUCAUGUAGUAGAGAAAGAGAUUGUGCAGGACGACGGUUCUGUGGUUAAAAGGUCGGACAGCAGCAUGGGAAUGUGUAGAAAUGACCACAAUGACCACAGUGUACAGUUAGCAGAGCUUAACCUUGGACGCAUGGCGUGAUUGCACUCUUUCUUCUCCCCUCUAAUGUUACAGUCCAAACUCUGAUUUUGAUUUGUACAUGGCAGAGUAAGUGGCAAUUAGAAGACAAUGUUUUACAACCAGGGUAUUAUUGUAGUUUUAAUUUAACUCACCAGCCCUUUUGCUGAGAUCUGGGUGUUGCUGCUUCAUCAUGUCUCAAUCAAAAAGUUUGCAAAUGCAAUAACUUUCAUAACUGAUAACUAGCAAAACUUUGAAACGGUUGAAGUAUUGAAUUUAGACAAGGUUGUGUGAUUUGUGUUGAAGUUCUGACGUACCUGUUUGCAGACAUUGGAAACGUAAACUGGUCACAUGUAAAAAGUCUCCUUUCAUCUUCUGAAUAUGACAAACUCAGUUCAAAUGCUUUUUAGGUUACUGUAGCGUGGAAACAGGCCAGUGGGGGAAGCAUGUGAUUAUAUCAAAUCUGUCUUAGUUUUGUAUUGUAUGUGAAAGGAAAAUGUAAUGUUUAUUUGAUUUAAUGAUAUAGUUUAAUAUUGGCAGUGGAUGUAGCGUGACCCUUCUAUCUUGU
Molecule: messenger RNA, 28135 nt
Organism: Anarrhichthys ocellatus (wolf-eel)
Lineage: Eukaryota; Metazoa; Chordata; Actinopteri; Perciformes; Anarhichadidae
Product: ankyrin-2-like
Exons: 47
Coding region: 8383-27591 (6402 amino acids)
Biological process (GO): signal transduction
Molecular function (GO): protein binding
Source: RefSeq, a predicted model, not a curated record